AUGUGGUCUUGGGUGGUUCAAAAUCAGUUUGGUUAUGGACGUAUACCAGCAUCUAGCGCCUCUGUUGAAGGAGAAUUCAACAAAGUUAAAACACAUUUGUUGUCGGAUGUAACUGGUUCUCUACGUGCUGACGUAUUCGUCAAUAGACAUGUAGAUUAUCUUAGUGGUCGUAUGAAAAUAAUUCAAUCGAAAAUGGACAACGACGAUAAUGCGAAGAAGGAACUCAGCGGUGAACAUUCAUCAGUUACCGAGUCAGUAACUAACAUCCACUGUACAAGUGCAACGCAUGCGUCUGGCGCCAUUUCGGUGGACAGAGAAGAAAUAGCAGAGGAAGGCUCAUAUUCUGUAUGCCCUGCUUGUCAGAAUGAGGACAAACCCUCUGGGGCAGUUAUCCCCUAUAAAGACAGUGGGGAAGGUUAUGGCCAAAAGAGAAUUUGUCUCGAAUGCAAUAAUGUAGGUGGGACUUCUGUUAUCUUGGCCUCUAGAGAAGAAGAGAAUUGGAGGGGUUGGGCUAAAUCCUCCAAUCCCAGAAGAGCUGCAAAAUAUUUGCAGAAGAAUAAUAAUUACAAUUUGAACAAGCAGUUGACAAGCGACACCAAUUGCUCGUUAUCAAGAAUGGUAGCAACCUUGCUUUGA
Messenger RNA from Phaedon cochleariae (mustard beetle), 636 nucleotides. The record is from the annotation of a GenBank genome assembly. NCBI's taxonomy places the organism in Eukaryota, Metazoa, Arthropoda, Insecta, Coleoptera, Chrysomelidae.